GGACGCUCACACACCUUUCCCAAGGCAACGGUGCUACUUAACCGUAUUAGUGUUGACAACUAGCUUGCUAGGAUGUUAUUUGUAUAAUACAGAAGCAGAGUUCACCUACCCCGUGAAGUAAUAGUGAAUAGUGACGCAAAAUGCCUGUCCGUUUUAAGGGUGUCAGUGAGUACAGAAACAAGUAUCGAGGACCAACGGCGAGAUCCAGGAGUGCGUCUCCUCAUCGCAGAAUGUUACUGGCUGGCCUACGAUCUGCUCACCAGGGUAUCAGCCGGGAGCCACAGAUUCUGUCCCGGAGGAAGACCCCUACCCACGCUCCACAGGUGUCACGCUCCCUCCAGUGGGAUCAGCUGUCGGAGCUGAGUCGCCCGGACCCAGCCCCUCCCUUCAGACCUGCUGCUGGGGCAACUGGGGGGAAAGGGGGCACUGCAGUGGCAGAGAUACCAGAGACCCCAGCGACUCCCAGGGGCCCCAGACCGCCAGAGGCCCCAGUCCCAAAAGAGCAGUCACAGUCCCAGCCCCAGCCUCACUCUCCUCUCCCCUCACCCACAGACCAAGGACCAGAGCCCCCCAUAAAUGGAGUGCAGCAUGUGUUGAUGAGGAAGGCAGGGCUCAGAGCGGGCAGGCCGUCCAGGGGCAGGCAGCACAGCUCAGAGUACCAGAGGCAGUUUGAGUGGAAGGACAGAGUGGCCAACUCACCUCUGCUGGCUGCGGAGCAGGCUCUCCACUCCAGUGCAGUGCUCCCUGUGCACAUUUCUAACCCUGUGGCCCUCGAAAGCGAAUACAGCAGGAACUUUAAGGGUUCCCCACCCCCUCGGCCACCGCGCUUACGACGGGACGUCGAGCGGAAUCAGGUUCCGUUGUUCCAAAGGGAGAAUGUUCCCCCAGAGAAAGCCUCUAAGGCCAAGAGGAAGAAAAGGAAGGAGCAACAUUGGGAGAGGAAGCACCAUAACCCCAAAGAGGAAGUGGGCCAGUGCCAGCCAAUCAGCACCAAUCAGGAAGCCCAGCAAAAUGUACAUUCUCCUAGAAACAGGAAGAUGAAGUCUGAGUAUAAUGCCAACUUCCGCUCUCCACUGCAGUAUCAAUACAAAGAUGGGGCCUGGGUGAAGGCCUCAGACUAUGCAGAUGAGGGGGAGGGAAGUGCCCAUAAUGUGGCGUGGUAUCAUGAGGUGCGAGAGCUGAAGGAGAAGGCCGAGCUGUACCGGCAGCGGGCCUGGGGCACACACUUCUCCCGGCUCCACUUCAACCAGAUCCUGUCGGAUCAAAACCACCUGUGGGAGGCCUCCACUGCCUCCGCUUCUGGGUCGGCUGAGCAGAGCAACCGCUCCCGCACGGACAGCAGUCCCACCAUAGAGGCCCUAGACCUGGCCAGAGUGGGCAGUGGGACAGGCAGUGCCAACUCUGCCCGCUCUGGCGGCCAAGCAUCCACCAGGGGGCAGCCCCUUGCCCCCACCGUCCCUAUCCCGGUCCAGCCCAAACAGGCAUGGGGCGCCCGGGAGGAGCCUGGUCCGGUGGAGCGGACAGACGAUCAGGCCGAAGACAAGGACGAGGAAGAAGAGGAGAGAGAGAACGGAGAGAAAAGAGAGAGAGGAGAAGACAGGGCUCGGGAGUCCGAGGGAUCCAGCAGCCUCAGGGAAGGGGGCAGGCUGCCGACGCCCAAACUGCGGACCUUGGGCCUCGCUCAGCGGACUCACCACGACCGCACCACCCCUGCUGCCGGAGGAGCCAUUUUGGUAUCUCCCCCAAGAGCGAGGGCCUCUAUGCGUGAGCGACCGAGCCCGUCUCCCCAGGGGAAACCCCGCUCGCCACAAAGGCUCAUGGGACAUGUUUCCCCAGCCCCGACACCCGGCAAGGCAGAGGAGGCCAGGCUGACCCGCACGCCUCCCGCGGCAGGCCUGACGACUGUGGACCAUCUGCCACUCCGUGAUGACGCCUGGUAUGGUGCGGGUCUGUCCAAGGAACCCCCCAAAAGGUCGUCGGUCCCAAGGUCGUGCCGAAGGCGGGACCCCAAUGUGAAGGCCUGGACUGCCCCCUGGGCCACACUGCCUGCCAACCGAAUCCAAGGUGCGCUCAGGGACCCCGAGUUCCAGCACAAUGGUAACUUGGGUCUUCAUCGACCAGGACUCUUUGUGUAUCCUUCAAGUGAUACAACUCUGUCGGAUGAUGACGACCGCAUGUCACACAUCUCAGCCAGAUCUGCAGCGUCCUGCUCCAUGGCUGACCAGGUGUUGGGCCGGGCUUUGAAGAGGAAGGAGAACUUCUGGGGGAAAAGCUAACUUCUGUGUGUGUGUGUAUGCAUGUAUGUGUGCGUGUGCGUGUGUGUGUGUGUGUGUUUGUGGUUACAGCAGGUGAUCAGAUGAGGUUGGUGGAGAUUACGAUUUGCCACUAGAUCAACUGAUAAACCCAUGAGUCAUUUUGGGACUCUCUUUUUCACCACAAGUAAAAGGCAAUACAUUACUUUGAAAAA
This is a messenger RNA of Alosa sapidissima (American shad), 2467 nucleotides long. RefSeq names its product Mdm1 nuclear protein (gene saxo6). The coding region runs from base 141 to 2276 and encodes 711 amino acids. Gene Ontology annotation, biological process: negative regulation of centriole replication. NCBI's taxonomy places the organism in Eukaryota, Metazoa, Chordata, Actinopteri, Clupeiformes, Clupeidae. The record is from RefSeq and is a predicted model, not a curated record. The transcript is spliced from 15 exons. Gene Ontology annotation, molecular function: microtubule binding.